AUGAUGUUCUGCACCACCACUGUCCUCUUUGCUCUUGCUUCGGUAGCUUUGGCCGUCGAGCCUCAAAUGCUUCGCACCACAAGCGCCCAAACACAAACACAAGAGGAACCCCAAGCUGAUUCUGCACCCGGAAUUCCUCUCCUGAUUGUUGAGCCAAAGGAGUUUGCUCCUGUCCAAGAAGACGAGGAAGACAACAGCUUGGACAUUGGAAAGGGUACCUUUGGAAUGAAGAAGGGUAUGAAGUGCGACGGGGGAUUCGAUGCCAAGAAGGGCAUGAUGAAGCACUGCGAAGGAGGAAUGGAGAAGGAGUUUUCCAUGUCUUGGACCACUUCUGAUGUGAAGGGCGAAUUGUCUCAAGAGCUCAUGAAGCAAUUGCAAGACUUUAUGUCAGAACCUGAAAUGCUCAUUGGCGUCUCCGAUGAGGAAAUGGAAGCCCACUUGCUUUUCGAUGAUGAGGAAGAGGAGGACGACGCCCCACUUACCAAGACAAUGGAGUUUGGUGGAACCAUGAAGGUUGAUUGGGGAUGCAAGGUUACUUACGAAAAGUCUGUUAAGGGCAUAAGCAAGAAGGUGGAAUGUGGUGGCAAGUACGAUGCUGCAAGCGGAAAGAAGAAGGAUGCUGUCGAUGGCUCUUCCGUCUUGGAUUACUUUAACUAG
Molecule: messenger RNA, 657 nt
Organism: Cylindrotheca closterium
Lineage: Eukaryota; Bacillariophyta; Bacillariophyceae; Bacillariales; Bacillariaceae
Source: the annotation of a GenBank genome assembly